ACUAAAGAGAUUGAGUUGGAUUUGGAAAGUGAAAAUGAAGAAGAUACGGAAUCUACAUUUACGUUAGAAAUUGAGUUUUUAUCUUUUAAAAUAUUUGAUUUUAGGUGGUUUGAGCUUUAUAGCAAAGUGAAUGGGUUUGCAUUUUGUGUAACUCAUAGUGAUAUUGACAAAGAUGAUCAGCAGCCAUGGCCCGUAGUGAUUAUUGAGGUUUUGCAACAGAAGUAUCCUGGGAAAUAUAUUCAUGCUCGUAAUGUGUAUAACUUGAUACAAAUGAUUCGGUAUAAGAAACGUGUAGCAGGUGAUGCAGGUAGUACAUAUCUGGAGUUAAUUAAAAAGCAACAUGAUGAACCCGACAGACAAUCACUUCGUUGGUCUUUUCUGGAUGCAACCAAGUCAGAUUCAAUUGUGGGACAGACUAAUCGUUAUUUGAUGAAGCUUUGCGUUGUGAUAGUAAUUGAUAAUCAUAAUUGUUCACGUUUAGUAGCAACUGCAGUUAUUUCAGAUGAGGUGAAAGAGACUUUUUCAUGGGUUUUGGAAAAUUUAGCUAAAGCAUCAAAUGGUUUGGCGCCAAAACUAUUAUUUACAGAUGCUGAUUGUGGAAUGGUGGCCACUAUAAAUGAAACAUUACCAAGUGUUCAAACUAUGCAAUGGGUCGAAUCUUACAAUAGCAUUAUCAAAAAACACUUCAAUGGUGCUUCGUCUCUGUUCGAAUUAAGUAAAACUAUUGAUAAAUUGCUCAUUAAAGAGGUUUGUAAAGCAAACAUUGAUAUUGCAAGAGAGCCAGCAAUAUCAACAAUAUCAACAAUAUCUAAAAUGGAGAUGGAGCUUACAAUAGCAAGCGGUUAUAAUGUUUUAAAUGAUGAUGCAGUUGAAUUUGCAACUAAAAUUAACAAUCCGGUCAGCAUCAAGUCAAAGGGCCGAAAACCCAAAAAUGGAAGGGCAAUGGCAUUUAAUGAUAAUCAAGAUUAUAACGAUUAUGAAAAUAUUGAAGAAUUUUCAUUAUCGGUUACAAGACACAAUGCUGAAAGCUUAGUUAGAAUAGCUGACAAGGACGUUAUCAUUACUACCCAUGAUAGCAAGUUUCGCCACUGUG
This is a messenger RNA of Racocetra fulgida, 1093 nucleotides long. NCBI's taxonomy places the organism in Eukaryota, Fungi, Glomeromycota, Glomeromycetes, Diversisporales, Gigasporaceae. The record is from the annotation of a GenBank genome assembly.